AUGGUGUAUUCACCACAGCCAACAGACCGAUCGCCAGGCCUCCUUUUAUCAUUUCCCCAGGAAAUCCUCCAAUCGAUUUUGAACAACCUUCUAAUAAACGAAAUCUACACGGACAGUUCCAUCCAGAAGAGUCUAUCCUGUCGGGUCCUCCCUUUCUCCCAGGUUGUCCACAAAACAAGGAGCAUCCGUGACGUUUGCAGUUCGUGGGCCGACGCUACCCGUUCCCUUGUCUUUCGAGGAAAAUCAACAAGGGAUGGAUUAGUCCUAGAACUUCCCCGUCUCUUAUCCGAAGACGACCUUCGAACAUUUCCGCUGCUCAGGGACUGCAUGGUGGAACUUUGUCAUCCGUACUCACUUCCCGAGCUCGAUUCUCUCCAGCAGGAUCUGGCAAAGGCCUCCGUGGAUUCACGCAAAUAUGUCUGUGCCAUUACCUGGAGAUGCGAUGAUCCCAUGGACGUGAUGAGAGGUGCUGUUGGGGGCAUGGGAUAUGGGACGAUCGGACAGAAGAUGGUGGACACCUUUGUAGAUGAAUGCAUUGCCGCAGGCCUGAAGAUUGCGGACUGCGCUGGUCACCGUCCGAACGGCGGGAGUCCAGCUGAUAGCGAGCAGUUGGAGGAGGCUGCCGUCACGGCGAUGAAAAACUUCCUCUUCAAGGAGGUCCUUGGCCUUUGGUACUACAAUGCCCAUAUUGUUCGACAGAUUCUCAGUGCAUUCCCCCUCCUGGAGUACCUUGUUCUACCGGACUUUCUGCACCUGCCGUUUCUGACAAGGGUGGAAUAUUUCUUUCCUCCAUGUACUGAUCCUGGUGAUGUGUUGUCUCCAUUCGGCUCUGUCAACUUCUCCCCUCCGCAGAUGUUGCAAACUCUUGGGAUUACAUAUAGGGAGAAUGGCCGCCGUUACUCGGACAUUAUGGCGUCUCUCAAGGUGGUGGAUAUUUUCUCAGUACACUAUAACCCAAUCUUGGCCUUGUUCAGCCGCAGGUCUGACUGCCUGCCCUCUGGCCUGCUGUCCGUGCUGAUAUUUAACCGUUGGUGGAAUGGAAAUCGUUCCGAAAUUGGAACUGAUGUUGUUAAGAGGUUGAGAAAUCACGUCGAUAAAGCAGUUUCUGAUAUACCAGAUAGAAAGAACCCCAGGCUAUUUGAUGUGCAAAACCUGAGGAAUGUGAUGGACGAAAUGUAUCAAGACUGGUGA
Molecule: messenger RNA, 1191 nt
Organism: Aspergillus pseudoviridinutans
Lineage: Eukaryota; Fungi; Ascomycota; Eurotiomycetes; Eurotiales; Aspergillaceae
Exons: 1
Coding region: 1-1191 (396 amino acids)
Source: RefSeq, a predicted model, not a curated record